AUGAGUUGGUCCUCGCACCCCCGGAGUUUAAUCCUCUGCUUCUACACUCUUUCAUUGCUCUAUUCAACAUGCCUGGCAUAUAUUGCUACCCGAGACAACUGCUGCAUCUUAGAUGAAAGAUUUGGUAGUUAUUGCCCAACUACCUGUGGAAUUGCAGAUUUCCUGUCUACUUACCAAACCAGUAUAGACAAGGAUCUACAGAAUUUGGAAGGCAUCUUAUGUCAGAUUGAGAACAAGACAUCGGAAGCCAGAGAGUUGGUCAAAGCAAUCCAGAUCAGCUACCACUCUGAUGGAUCAGCAAAGCCAAAUGGGAUAGAGAGUGCUACCAAGAAUUCCAAGAAAAUGUUGGAAGAAAUUAUGAAAUAUGAUACAUUGAUUUUAACACAUGAAUCAACAGUUCGAUUUUUGCAGGAAAUAUAUAAUUCAAAUAAUCAAAAAAUCAUCAACCUGAAACAGAAAGUGGUCCAACUGGAAGCAAAGUGUAAGGAACCUUGUCAAGAUACAGUGAAGAUACAUGAUACAACUGGGAAAGAUUGUCAAGACAUUGCCAAUAAGGGGGCCAGAGAGAGUGGGAUUUACUUUAUCAAACCUCUGAAAGCUAAGCAGCCGUUCUUAGUCUACUGUGAAAUUGACGGGUCUGGAAAUGGAUGGACUGUGUUUCAGAUGAGGCUUGAUGGCAGUGUGGAUUUCAAGAAAAACUGGAUUCAAUAUAAAGAAGGGUUUGGACAUCUGUCUCCUACUGGAAACACAGAAUUUUGGCUGGGAAAUGAGAAGAUUCAUUUGAUAAGCACACAGUCUACUAUCCCAUAUGUAUUAAGAGUGCAGCUGGAGGACUGGAAUGGCAGAACCAGUACUGCAGACUAUGCUACGUUCAGGGUGACAGGUGAAAAUGACAAAUACCGCAUGACAUAUGCCUACUUCAUUGGUGGAGAUGCUGGAGAUGCGUUUGAUGGCUACGAUUUUGGCGAGGAUACUAGUGACAAGUUUUUCACAUCCCACAAUGGCAUGCAGUUCAGUACCUGGGACAAUGACAAUGAUAAGUUUGAAGGCAACUGUGCUGAACAGGAUGGAUCUGGUUGGUGGAUGAACAAAUGUCAUGCUGGCCACCUCAAUGGAAUUUAUUACCAAGGUGGCACUUACUCAAAAUCGUCUACUCCUAAUGGUUAUGAUAACGGCAUUAUUUGGGCCACUUGGAAAUCCCGGUGGUAUUCAAUGAAGAAAACCACCAUGAAAUUAAUCCCAUAUAACAGAAUCGCCAUUGGAGGAGGACAGCAGCACCACCUUGGGGGAGCCAAACAGGUCAGACCAGAACACCAUGUUGAAAUAGAAUAUGACGAAGUCAUUUUACCCUGA
This is a messenger RNA of Mesoplodon densirostris (Blainville's beaked whale), 1353 nucleotides long. RefSeq names its product fibrinogen gamma chain (gene FGG). The coding region runs from base 1 to 1353 and encodes 450 amino acids. Gene Ontology annotation, biological process: protein polymerization; platelet activation; blood coagulation. Gene Ontology annotation, molecular function: signaling receptor binding. The transcript has 9 exons. The record is from RefSeq and is a predicted model, not a curated record. Gene Ontology annotation, cellular component: fibrinogen complex. NCBI's taxonomy places the organism in Eukaryota, Metazoa, Chordata, Mammalia, Artiodactyla, Ziphiidae.